AUGUUCCCAGCACUGGAAACAGAGGUAAAGCAGGAGACUCUUCCUGAUCCCUAUGAAGACUUUAUGUACCAUCAUCUUCAAUACUAUGGCUACUUUAAAGGGCCCACCUGUAUAUCUUCACCUGUGCAUAGACAGAUAGAAGCUGUGAGCAGAGAUUCUCUUAUGCUUAGUUCACCACUUCUUAAGAGCAGGCAGCUUCUUCAUGAUGAAUUUGGUGAAGUCAACCCAUGUCUUCGAGAACCCCGAGAUCUCUUUACCUUCUUCUCUAGCAGUGGGCCUCUGCAGGCUCCGAGGUGGCCAAUAGAAUGUGAGGUCAUCAAGGAAAACCUUCAUCAUAUUGAGUGGGUUCCACCUCAACCAGAAUAUUUCUAUCAACCUACAGGAAAUGAAAAGUUACCAGAAAUUGUAGGAGAAGAAAAAGGCACAGUUGUCUUUCAAUUAGAUUCAGUGCCCACCGAAGGUUCCUAUUUCACUAGUUCCAGAGUGGGAGGCAAGCGAGGGAUCAUCAAGGAGCUUGCUGUUACGCUUCAAGGACCUGAGGACAAGACUCUCCUGUUUGAGUCAAGGUUUGAGAGCGGGAAUCUGCAAAAAGCUGUCAGAGUAGAUACCUAUGAGUAUGAGCUCACCUUGCGAACUGAUCUCUACACAAACAAACACACUCAGUGGUUUUAUUUUCGAGUGCAGAACACUAGAAAAGAUGCCACCUACCGCUUCACCAUUGUCAACUUGCUAAAACCCAAGAGCCUUUAUACUAUAGGGAUGAAGCCACUCAUGUACUCCCAGUUGGAUGCCAAGACCCACAACAUUGGCUGGAGAAGAGAAGGAAAUGAAAUCAGGUACUAUAAGAACAACAGGGACGAUGGGCAGCAGGCCUUUUACUGUCUCACGUGGACCAUUCAGUUCCCACACGACCAGGACACUUGCUUCUUCGCACACUUCUAUCCAUAUACGUACACUGACUUGCAGUGCUACCUGCUGUCAGUGGCAAACAACCCUGUCCAGUCUCAGUUCUGCAAACUCCGAACUUUAUGCAGGAGCCUUGCAGGAAAUACCGUCUACCUGCUCACCAUCACCAACCCAUCCCGGACCCCUCAAGAGGCAGCUGCAAAGAAAGCUGUGGUCUUGAGUGCCAGAGUCCACCCCGGAGAAAGUAACGGCUCCUGGAUCAUGAAAGGCUUUUUGGACUUCAUCCUGAGCAACUCUCCAGAUGCCCAGCUCCUCAGAGAUAUCUUUGUCUUCAAAGUGGUUCCUAUGUUAAAUCCAGAUGGAGUGAUUGUGGGGAAUUACCGGUGUUCAUUGGCUGGAAGGGACUUGAAUAGACAUUAUAAAACCAUUCUGAAGGAGUCUUUCCCUUGUAUCUGGUACACCAGGAACAUGAUCAAAAGACUUCUUGAAGAAAGGGAGGUUCUCUUGUAUUGUGAUUUCCAUGGCCACAGCCGUAAGAAUAAUAUCUUCUUGUAUGGCUGUAAUAACAAUGAUCGCAAGUACUGGCUUCAUGAGCGAGUCUUUCCUUUAAUGUUAAGCAAAAAUGCGCCAGAUAAGUUCUCUUUUCAUAGUUGUAAUUUUAAGGUCCAAAAGUGCAAAGAAGGAACAGGACGAGUUGUAAUGUGGCGGAUGGGAAUCCUGAACAGCUACACCAUGGAAUCUACCUUUGGGGGGUCCACACUGGGCAAUAAAAGAGAUACUCACUUUACUACUGAGGAUCUAAAGUCUCUAGGUUAUCAUGUUUGUGACACCCUUCUGGAUUUCUGUGAUCCUGACCGAACCAAGUUCAUGCAGUGCCUAACAGAGCUUAAAGAGCUCUUACAACAAGAAAUCCAUAAGAAAUUCAAUGAGCUUGGACAAGAUAUGGAUUUAGAAGGAAGUUGGAGUGACAUCUGCUUGUCUGACAUUGAAUCCAGCACCAGUGGUUCUGAUAGUUCCCUCUCAGAUGGUCUCCCUGUUCACCUACUGAACGUAGCAGAUGAGUUGAAUCAAAAGAAGAAGAUGUAUAAGAAGAAAAAAAAGAAGCCACUUGAGACUAGGAAACAGCGAAAUGAACAGUAUCAGAAAAAUAAUUUGAUGCAGGAGUUAAAGUUAACAGAAGAUGCCCUGUCCUUCCAGGAAAGGGCAGGGUUUGCUUCUUCUACCCUGCAAAAACAGCCUACCUUUUUCAGAAAUUCAGAGAAUGCCAGUUCUUCAGCGAUGAGAAAUGAAAAACCGAGGUUGAAUGAGUUACAGUUACAUGGAAGAGACAAGGGCACCUCGCUGGACCCAUCAAAAAUGACCUCGAUUCUGACUAAGAGUAAAGAGAGAAUGCAGACGGAGAAGCCAAGACCCACAGUGUCGUGCUCUCCCAAGAGAAGCACAAACUCCAGCCAAGAGCCAGCUGCAGAUAUGAAGUCACACUGGUCCAGGAACAGAUAUCCUGCCACAAAGAGAGGCCGCGCCGCCAUGACGGUUUACCCCUCCUUGCACAUAUACACGUACCCAUAG
Messenger RNA from Puma concolor (puma), 2475 nucleotides. The record is from RefSeq and is a predicted model, not a curated record. NCBI's taxonomy places the organism in Eukaryota, Metazoa, Chordata, Mammalia, Carnivora, Felidae.